Messenger RNA from Centropristis striata (black sea bass), 1276 nucleotides. It is a transcript of the gene cabp2b, whose product is annotated as calcium binding protein 2b. The record is from RefSeq and is a predicted model, not a curated record. The coding region runs from base 67 to 897 and encodes 276 amino acids. Gene Ontology annotation, molecular function: calcium ion binding. The transcript is spliced from 7 exons. Lineage: Eukaryota; Metazoa; Chordata; Actinopteri; Perciformes; Serranidae.
UGAGGGAGGGGGAGGGAGAGAGAGGGAAAGGGAGAGAGAGAGUGUAUGUGAGCCUGUGACACCGAGAUGUUCAUGAUCAUUCGAGAGACGCAGGCUGGAGGAGGCGGUGCUGGAGCGAUGAGCGCACCAUCAGAGAGGAGCGCAAAACAGGUGCCUCCUCGACCCUCUCAGGUUCAGGCCGCCAUCAAGAAGAAGGUGGAGAAGCAGAAAAAGCGAACCAACGGGCCGAGCGGAGGAGCUGGAGACAUUCAGACUGCUACACCUCAGCCUCCUCGCCACCAAAAAUCCAUUCAGUUCCCCCAGACGACGGUGGCGGCCGCCGAGGACAGCCAGUCGCUGGAGGACGAGCUGGAGGAGAUGAUGGAGGGACCAACCGGGAGAGACAGGGAGAAGGAGGAGGGGGAGCCUGUUGACCUGCUGCCCAUCGUGGACUCUGUGUUUGGACAGGACAGAGAGCUGAGACCGGAGGAGCUUGACGAGCUCCGCGAGGCAUUUGUGGAGUUUGACAGGAACAAAAAAGGCUACAUCAGUCACAAAGACCUGGGCGAGUGUAUGAGGACCAUGGGAUACAUGCCGACAGAGAUGGAGCUCAUCGAACUGAGCCAGCAGAUCUGUGGAGGUAAAGUGGACUUUGAGGACUUUGUGGAGCUGAUGGGACCAAAGAUGCUGGCAGAGACGGCAGACAUGAUUGGAGUCAAAGAACUACGAGAUGCAUUCAAAGAGUUCGAUUCUAAUGGCGACGGUCAGAUCAGUUUAACGGAGCUCCGUGAAGCCAUGAAGAAGCUUAUGGGAGAACAAGUGACCAACAGAGAGAUCAACGAGAUCCUCCGAGAUGUCGACCUCAACGGGGACGGUCUGGUGGACUUUGAGGAGUUUGUUCGAAUGAUGUCCCGCUGACCGACCAGCUGCCCACAUGUCAGAUGGACAGACAGACAUUAUGCAACUGCUGGAUUAGAGAGCACACUACACUGUAGUGAACAUCCUUCAUCUGCUCAUGAGAGCACACAUCUAAAGUUUUAUUUUUUAUAUUAAAUAAUGAAAAAAAGUUUUAAAAAGGCAUUAAAUAGACAAAUAGUAUCCAGCCUAGAACUAACAUGACUAUCUGAACUUCAGGUGCAACAUAAAGAUAAAGCAGCUGUAAAACAUAUCACAAGCUCCAUAGACAACAUUUAUGACUUUGUGUUUUUUUCCAGAUGUAUUUUUUAUAUAAUAUCAAUGUUUGAGCUCUGAGUGUAAUAUCUUGUUUGUAAAACUGUAAAAAUAUUUUUUAAAUUAA